AUGACAGCUCCGCCGCUCGGUCAGCAGCAGCGGGACCCGCGGGAAGGAGGAAGAGGAGGAGAGAUGGGACAAACCCAGGGUCACCGCAGAGACGUUGACGGCCGCAAUAGUCCGCAACGACAGGAGAACGAACAAACGGGCGGAUGCGGUGCGAAAGGCGGUGAUUGGGUGGUUUCGGGGCGCGAGGGAGGGCGUCACGCUUCGCCCCCGGCUUCUGGCGGUAACGCCGGCGAGCAGCGCCAGCGGUAUCAGCAGGAGGAAGGGCAGCAGCAGCAUCGGCAACAUGGUGGUGCUGGCGGGUCUCCCGACAACCUCCGGGAAUAUGGCGGCGGCGGCGGCGGCGGGACUCCGGCACCAGCAGCGUCGGUAAAGGAUGUGCAAGGCCGUGCCAGGAUUCAGCACAUGCCCAAGACCGUGGGCGACGUUGUCCUUGCCGUUGCCGGCGGCGGCGUCGACGAGAGCCCGGACAUGGCCGUGACAGGCGCCGUCGCGGGGAAUCCCGCCGUCGCCGAGCGAGGCGCUUCCGGGAAGGAGGCCAGGCACAGCGGUGACAAGAAGGGAGCUGACGGGGUGCGAAGAGAGUCAGAAGGAGCGGAGGGUGGGGGGACAGGCGAAGCCGGUGCUGGAGAUGAGACGGACGGGGAGGAGGACAGAAAGCGUAAGAGGCAACAGAGGGCGCUGCAGGCGUUCCUCAAGGGGGCUAUGCGAAGAGAGUUCUGA
Ectocarpus siliculosus is the source of this 720-nucleotide messenger RNA. Lineage: Eukaryota; Phaeophyceae; Ectocarpales; Ectocarpaceae. The record is from the annotation of a GenBank genome assembly.